Puntigrus tetrazona (Sumatra barb) is the source of this 4233-nucleotide messenger RNA. RefSeq lists its product as uncharacterized. The record is from RefSeq and is a predicted model, not a curated record. NCBI's taxonomy places the organism in Eukaryota, Metazoa, Chordata, Actinopteri, Cypriniformes, Cyprinidae. The transcript has 15 exons. The coding region runs from base 2119 to 3405 and encodes 428 amino acids.
AAGAGUAAAAAAGUUCUCUAAAAAUCUCAUUUAUAACUGAAAAACAUUUUUUUAAGCUGCAUUAUCAUGCUUUUAAAAACCUUUUGGACUUUUGACACUGUUUUACAAAAAUUUAAAGUUGUAAAUAAAAGCAAGAUUAUUUUGAGUGUUUCACGAGAAAACAUUCGAGUUUUUCUGCUUCAAGGGUUCAUGUUCAAUUCAGCGUGUUGCUUGCAGUUUGUUACUAAUUUGUCAAAUUUACUAGCAAUUUCUGAUAGAGAACUUUUCUGCACCAAAUGUCAGUGUGCAGCAUUCAGGGUACGAAGACGGGAACCCUCCGAAUGUUGUAACGGACUCCCAUAUUCAGUUUAACACCAAUAAAAGAAAAUUGUAGCGAGCUGACUAGCUUCAUAACUAAAGCUUACGAUUAAUGUGAUAUUGACCGGUUCAGCCCUCGUUUCUGAACUCCUCGGCUCAUGCCCUCGCAGGCUGUGAAGUCUUCUAAAAAGAGCAGCUCAUAUCUAUCACAGUCUUGAGUUUACAGGCAGGCGGGAGCGAGUCGAUCAGAGCCCGACUGACUGCAGGAAGUGAUGUGAGAGCUUCCACAGCUGGCUGCCUCUAUUUGUGCCUUGGGUGUUGAUGAGCGGCUGUUACCAGACGGUGCCCUCAGCCGAAAAUCACCACUGCCAAAAAAGGAAGACAUAAUGUGUUUGUGCGAACUCUUCACUUCUCCGGGCGUGACGGACUGGAGCGGCGUGGAUUACUUGGGGAUUAUUGUGCUGUUUUUAUCAGCUGUUUGGGCUCCGCUUCUGACGGCACCCAUUCACUGCAGAGCACCCGUUGCUGAGCAAGUGAUGUUUUUUAAAUGAUUCAAAAUCUGAUGAAGAAACAAACUCGUGAGGCCUGAAGGAGCGUCUCGCUGUACAGCAAGGUCACGGAAAGCACAGCAAGAGCAGCGAGAGAUGCGCGAGGAGAGAAAGAGACGGAGAACUACUCUAAAGGGCAGCUGGGAACUCAAUGGACCCGCCAAAGGCCAGGAGAGAAGGAAACAGAGCGAACGAAGCCAAGAAUGGAGGAGAGAACGGCCUACCGGGGGUCGCUUUCAGCCGGAGCAGCGGGGCGGUGAAUGGAUGGGCGCCCGUCGAGACGGAGGGGCUGUCGAUUAGAUUUCUCACAGCUCAGGUUUCGAGCGAGAACGGGUUCGGCUGGACGCUUCACGCGAGCCGUCCCUCUCGCAGGGUUUCGCCGCGGUUCGCUCGGGGACCUGCCGAAGCGUACGGGAACGGAGCCGAGGGUCAAAGGUCAGCUGCGACGAGAGCUUUGGGGUCCUCCGGAGAAAGCUGCCCCGUCUGAAGGGGUCGACGGCGGGCACCCAGAUGACAGAGGUGUUUACUCGUGGACUGGAGCGGUGAGGAUUAUGGUUUUUAUCAGCUGUUUAGACUCUCAUUCUGACGGCACCCAUUCACCAUCGCUGAGCGAGUGACGAAUUUCUCCAAAUCUGAUGAAGGAACAAACUACAUCUACGUCUUGGAUGGCCUGAGGCAGGUGAGGAGAGCUAGAAUCCAGAGAGAGUGACAGAAAGCCAAGACGCUGAGCCAUGCAGAAGUGGAUGGUGUCUCCUCCAUGAGUUUCUUCCUCCCAUAUUGCCCAGCCCACAGCGCUCCAACGUCUCCGCCGUGCAACGCCGCAAUGAUGUGCUCUGGGCGCGAGAUGCAUCACGACCGAUCCAGACCAGUCGCGGUGGGGGCGGAAGUAGGUGGAAGGAAGCGGACCGAAGGCCAAACGCUAAAGCCGAACACGUGUUACCAUCUGGUGCGGAGAGCAGAGGUUGAGCAGGGGCCCGGUCGGGGGCCAGGAGUCUGUCAUACUCGCUCUGUGUCAGCUGGAGAGAGAUGGAGCGCUCAGGACAGCCUGACCAGCAUCUGGAGCACAGCCCAGCAGAGCCACACGGAGAGACACGGACUUACACAGCCACCUUUCUACUACUGGACAAACCAUUUGAUAAUGAUAGUUAUUCUAAAUAUUUUCACAGUAAAGUAGUUAAUAUAUUGAUUUGUUUCAUAUUUUAUCAAUUAAAUAAUACAAGUUUUUUAAUGAGGACAAUUUGCAUUUGUCUGUCUGUCAGUUUUAUUUGUCAGUAUGUCAGUCUGUCUGUCCAUCCGUCCAUCAGUUGGUCUGCCUGUACGAUCUGUCUUUCCAUCUCUCUGUCCAUCUGUCUGUCAGUCUGUCUGUCCAUCAGUCCAACUGUGCAUUUGUCGGUCAGAUUUAUUUGUCAAUAUGUCAGUCUGUCUGUCCAUCCAUCCGUCAGUUGGUAUGCCUGUAUGUUUGUCUGUCCAUCUGUCAGUCAGUCUGUCUGUCCAUCUGUCCGUCAGUCCACCUGUACAUUUGUUUGUCUGUCAGUCUGUCUGUCCAUCUAUCCAUCCAUCCGUCCGUCAGUUGGUCUGCCUGUAUGUUUGUCUGUCCAUCUGUCAGUCAGUCUGUCUGUCCAUUCAUUUGUCAGUCCACCUGUACAUUUGUCUGUCAGUUUUAUUUGUCAAUAUGUCAGUCUGUCUGUCCAUCCAUCCGUCAGUUGGUCUGCCUGUAUGUUUGUCUGUCCCUCUGUCAGUCAGUCUGUCUGUCCAUCCGUCCAUCAGUCCACCUGUACAUUUGUCUGUCUGUCUGUCCAUCCAUCCAUCCAUCCAUCCGUCAGUUGGUCUGCCUGUAUGUUUGUCUGUCCAUCUGUCAGUCAGUCUGUCUGUCCAUCCGUCCGUCAGUCCACCUGUACGUUUGUCUGUCUGUCAGUUUGCUCGUCAAUAUGUCAGUCUGUCUGUCCAUCAGUCAGUCUUUCUGUCAGUCAGUCCAUACGUCUAUCUGUUGAUCUGUCCGUCAGUUGGAUCGACCGUACGUUUGUCUGUCUGUCAGUCGGCCCGUCAGUCCUUCUGUCAGUUUGUCUGUCCGUCAGUCCGUCUGUCUGUGUCACUCCUUCCUGUGACACUGUUUGUUCUUCUGCUGUGUUUCAUUGAACGUAAUGAACGUAGACUGGUUUCAUUAGCACUGACUCUAAUCUCAUCUGUAGUGAAUUUCAGACACGCACUGCUGAACCUGCAGAUAGCACGCUUCUUUCUGAUGCAGGUUCUCCGUCACUCUUGUCCCAGUGACCGGCGGAUAACCGGAGGAGGAUUACAGGACAGGGACAAGCUGCUGUGCCGGGAAAGCUUGGACCGCAGUGGCAGACGUAGCCUCAAACCUAAUGUUGGCAAAGAGAGCGAGAAGAGCAAAAUAGAAAUGCCCCACCGCAGGCCGGUGAUGAGUAACGAACAGCACUUUCUGAAGAAUGGUUCCCACAGACCCGCUGCUCCCGUUCGGAGGGUUGAAGUGUGUUCAGCUCACACCGUUUGGUUUUUACAGAAAGUGCCAGCUCUCAUGAAAACGUGUCUCUUCUUCUGAAGUGAGAUGAAGUAUCUGCUGUCUUUUGAGCUGAACUCACUGCCAGACUGCCCUUUUCCCGGACGACGCAAAUUCUGGCAUAGCCUUCCUCCCAGAUGCACACUACAGUCCGCCGGUAACCGUUAUUAACCUUAUUGCGGACGAAAACGACCUCAAUUCCACAAGUGACUGACAUCCGCUGGCCCACAAACACCCGAGAGCACGCGCGCUAAUGUUCUUCACUCAGACUUUUGUUUGUCAUGACGGCACAGAUGUCCUUCACUGCUGGUGAUGUCCCACAAUCCUGUGCAUGCUGCUCACAAUGUGGAGAAUAAAAAUAGCUGUGUGAGUUUGCUACCUUGCAUACAGCAGUUACAAAAGUGAUGGAAGGAGUUGCAGGUCAUGAUGGACAGGUAAUGCGGCUGGAGCGUGUGAGUCCAACAUCAGAAAAUGAUUAUGUAGCAGAACUGGACUGAAAGCUCUGUGAACAACUGCUGUAAUCCCCCGCUAAGAAGAACGACAAGAAAGAGAGGAGAGGAAGUGAAAAUCAAUGGAAGCUAGAGAGUUUCCUCGGCUAAUUAACAAGAGCUCGUUCACUGUCAUAAAUCCAGUGCAGGAAAACACAGGUACUGAACGUACACCAGCACCGUCUCCAUCUGUCCCGUUUCACUAAUGCAGUACUGUACAAGAUGACUCUAACGUAAAAGGAGAUUACUGACGAAUAAAGCAAGCUUAAAUAAUAAUCUCUUGUACUGUAGGCUCGAAAUUCAACGCGCACAUUUGUAAGAAUUAGUUUUGUUUUUUAAAUACAGCUUUACUCCAGUUUUAGUUAUUUUACUAAAUAAAUGA